AUGUCCGGUCCCUUAGAACUACCACUUUUCCCUUCUUGCUACGACUGUCUCUCGUGGUCGGAAGAUGGGGAGCUCGCGAUCGCCGCUGGAGACUACAUCCAAAUCUUAACCCCGAAAAAUGCAGCUGAACGAUUGGGACAUGACCCAAACCAAUCCCCCAUAAAUAAUUGGCAUUCAGCUCGCUUCCGUGUCAAUGUAUUCACGAACAAUGAGUGGCCUACGAUCUAUCCCCAGAAUCGGGAUAAUUUCUCUCUCGGGGCCGAACAGUCCCUCAGCAACGUAGUAGCAUUGGCCUGGUCCCCUCCAGGACUGGCAAAAUAUCGACGUUGUGUCCUCGCUGUUCUGACAUCUAACUUACUGUUGUCGCUGUAUGAGCCUGUCGGUUCUCAGGGAAAGUGGACUCGGGUUGCCAUACUCAAUGACUCCUUAAAGGCUCAUUUCAACCCCAUUGUCAAGGAGGAUGGCAUGCUAUUGCGGAAAUCUAACAUUCGUUCUUUCGCGUGGUCUCCGCCGCUUAAACUGCCAGCCGAAACGCAUACCGCAGCUUCUUACUCUGUCCUACCUGCUGAGAGUCGCUGGGGCUUUCACCUGCUCUCAAUCGCGAAUGAUGACAACGAUGUUGUUGUGCUGAGAAUUCACAGGCCAUCAACAGAUCUCAGUGCGCCAUAUGAAGCCGGAGUUAUGUCGGUCAACUCCUUUAGUGAUACAGAUGGGAAUUAUCCGAAGCUGCAACCAUCGUCUAUUUUUUCCGAAAUUUUGAAAUCGAAAAUUAAGAUUCUGUCCAUGUCGUGGGGCCCAUGGUUUUAUGCAAAAAAUUCCGCGAGUGGGCUUCUCGCUGUCACUCAUGGAACUGCUCUUAAGGUGAUUCACUUGGAUGUGAAUGUUCUGUCUCAAGCCCCCGAGACAAGCGCAGAGCCGCAAAAGCAAAUCGAAGCGAGUUCCAAAGACAUUACUCCAAAAUUCUACGAAGGCUUAGGGGGAUAUCACUUUGCCGGGCCAUUGGCGUGGCUGAGUACGGACGACUCUCAUACUGUCUGUCUGGCUGCGGGUACUCUGGCAGGGCUCAUAUUGAUAAAGGCCUCUAAAGAGCCUCAUCAAGGCAUACAUCCAAGCUCCGGCCGAGUGCGGCUGCAAGAAUUGUUAUUCUACGAAAGUCCGGAAAAUGACAGCGAAACGGAACCUCCUAGGCACUCAGAGCCAAUAUCCGCCGGAGGAUUCACGGCAGCAGUACCUUUCCGGGAUGGCGAUGAUGAAUACCCGAUUUAUGCCGUCCCAUGGAAAGACCAGCUCGAUGAUGUGCGCGAAAGGUAUGACUUUGACCGCGAUCUUGGAGGCCUAGCCGUUGCUCGAGCUUGGGGUAUGGCUUCUUGCAAGGGAAUGAUCGCAGCUGGUAUUACCGUACACCCAGGGGAUAUGAUUGAGUAUCGCACAGCAGCGGAGGAAAGGUUAACAAUCAUCAUGUCGACAGCCGAUGGUUCUCAAUCUGACGGAUUGGAUUCUCGGUCGGUGUCGGACAGCUCUCCCGAAUAUCUCCGCCAGCAGCGAGAGGCUGCCUUGGGAUACAUCCUACACUUCGAAGACAAUAACGAGAACAGACAACCGCUGUCUUUGAGCAUACUUUACGCAACGGCCUGCUGCACCAUCAUUGAAUCCAGGAAUGAGGCUUUACUGUCCCAAGCUCACAAGGUCUUAGUAAGGCUGGCAACUAUCACGGGUGUAGAUCUGAACGAAGAGCUCUCGAAGUGUUCGACAUCUAGACCUAAGAUUGGCCACAAGCCUGCCGAGAUGCUUGAUGGGCCUGGUGGCCAGAUGUUUGAGCGAUGCGAGAUCUGCAGCGCUGGGAUCUCAUGGUACUCAGCUGAGGAGGCCCAAUGUGCCACAGGCCACGUCUUUGGACCCCGGAUCUUCCAAAGUCUGCUCGUCGUGUGGAAAGGAAUAUCUGAAUGA
Molecule: messenger RNA, 1947 nt
Organism: Aspergillus niger
Lineage: Eukaryota; Fungi; Ascomycota; Eurotiomycetes; Eurotiales; Aspergillaceae
Exons: 5
Coding region: 1-1947 (648 amino acids)
Biological process (GO): transcription initiation at RNA polymerase III promoter
Cellular component (GO): transcription factor TFIIIC complex
Molecular function (GO): histone acetyltransferase activity
Source: RefSeq, a predicted model, not a curated record